UCUGAUCGAUAUUAUAUAAAUUUUCCAAUUCAAAUUUCUGUUUUAGUUAUACAGAUUUUAAAAGUUGGAAAAUCCAAAAUUAUAUUCAGACCAAGAUAAUGCCAACCUAAUUUCAACCCACGGUACCUUCUUCUCUAUUUCAAAAUUUUAAGAACCCUAAAUCCUCUUCCGUGGCCAAUCAAAGAGAACGCACGUUGGUGCCACUGUCGCGCUGGUGGGUGGGUUUGCCGGAGAUUAAGAUCAAGGCUAGAGCACUGCGUGUUGGGAAGGUUGUUACUGUCAUAAGGUUAGUUAGCAAUUCGACUAUAAUUUCCGAUUUGCCAUUUUAUUGAACUCUUUAGGGUUUCAAAUGAAUUCGAUUUUUCUUCAAAAAGACAGUGAGAAAUGCUGGGCUUUUCAUAUGGAGAAAUAUUUCUGUUGCUUGGAGCCACUGCUGCUCUGAUAGGUCCAAAGGAUUUACCAAUCAUAUCCAGAACAGCAGGGAGACUUGCUGGUAGAGCUAUUGGAUAUGUACAAUUGGCUCGUGGUCAGUUUGAAAAUGUUAUGCAGCAAUCCCAGGCUCGCCAGGUUCAUAAGGAACUGCAAGACACAAUGGCUCAGCUAGAUGCUAUUCGUCAUGAAAUUCGAAGCAUAUCAAUCAUAAAUCCUGGCCCUUUGACACGAAGAUUUGCUGACAAUCCUGACCAGACAUCUAUCCCAAAUGACUGUAAGAAACCAGAAGAUUCUGGAGAGAAUCACCCGAAUCCCACUGUUAUCAAGGACUCAACUUCUGUGUCUUCUAAUUCAUGCAAUAUGCAAAAUCAAGCAACCAUUUACGCCAGAUUUGCAGAGUCCCCUUCCAUAAAGAAUGAGUUGUCAGCAAUUAGUCCUGAACUGGAGAAGAUAGAUGACAAACUGCAGCUUACUGUCUUACCCAUAUCCGCUGAAAAUGCUGGACUAUUACCAAAUCGUGGGGCUGAUGUGAAAGGAUCUGACAUAGUUCUAGAAGCAAUUUUGGAGGCAGAGGUAGCUCAUAAAGCAAAGGAAUUUUUUUCGCAGCCCCAAAACCAAGCCAAAUAUGAUUGAUUUGGUAAUCCUACAUAAACAUAGUACCUUAAAAUCUGUAGAUGCUGAAGUUUCUCGCAUUGUUAAAUGCAAAAUAAUAAUAUCGAUUCUUGAAUUUUC
Vigna umbellata (rice bean) is the source of this 1164-nucleotide messenger RNA. RefSeq lists its product as uncharacterized. NCBI's taxonomy places the organism in Eukaryota, Viridiplantae, Streptophyta, Magnoliopsida, Fabales, Fabaceae. The record is from RefSeq and is a predicted model, not a curated record.